AUGCUCCGUUUCCUUGCUCCAGCCUCAAGCAACGCCGACUUUCCCCAGCCCCAGCCCCCGGGGAGGGGUCGGCAGAGCCGGUCCCCGUCCCUUCUGCUCCGGAACCGGGCAGGAGCAGCGCAGGGCUCGAGCUGGGAAGCGCCGCGUGCCUCAGUUUCCCCCAGCGCAUCCCCCGGUCCCGGCGUGAAGAACGAAUCCGAUGGGUCACGGCUGGAGCGCUCGGUGCCCCCGUCCCCACCACCCGUGACCCCCCGGCCCCGUGGGUGCCGGGACCGCCGAUCUCCUGCUCCAUCCUGGUGUUCCCGGGUGGAUUCUCCUCCUCUCCCCUCACCCCGUUUCCCUCCCCGCAGGAAACACCGCCUGACCAGAACCCAAAGUGCCUUUUCCCCGGUCGUGUUCAGCCCCCUCUUCACAGGUGAGACCGUGUCUCUGGUGGACGUGGACAUUUCCCAGCGGGGGCUCAGCUCCCCUCACCCCCCGACGCCCCCGCCCCCGCCGCGCCGGAGCCUCAGCCUGCUGGACGCCUUGCCCCGGGCUGUGCCCUUGCGGCCACCGGAGGCCCCGGGCCAGCAGCCCCCAGGCCAGCAGUGUCCCCCAGGCCAGCAGUGUCCCCCGGCCCUGCAGUGUCCCCUGGCGCGCCCCGACCCCGGCAGCUUCGCCGCCAGCCUGAGGGAGCUGGAGAAGUGUGGCUGGUACUGGGGCCCCAUGACCUGGGAGGACGCGGAGAUGAAGCUGAAGGGCAAAUCCGACGGCUCCUUCCUGGUGCGGGACAGCUCCGACCCGCGCUACAUCCUGAGCCUGAGCUUCCGCUCGCAGGGCGUGACGCACCACACGCGCAUGGAGCACUACCGGGGGACCUUCAGCCUGUGGUGCCACCCCAAGUUCGAGGAUCGCUGCCAGUCCGUGGUGGAGUUCAUCAAGAGGGCGAUCAUGCACUCCAAGAACGGGAAAUUCCUUUAUUUCCUGCGCUCCCGGGUUCCAGGUCUGCCUCCCACGCCCGUGCAGCUCCUGUAUCCCGUCUCCAGGUUCAGCAACGUCAAAUCCCUGCAGCACCUUUGCCGCUUCCGCAUCCGGCAGCUGGUCCGGAUCGACCACAUCCCCGAACUCCCACUCCCCAAGCCCCUCAUCUCCUACAUCCGCAAGUUUUACUACUACGACCCGCAGGAGGAGCAGUACCUGUCUCUGAAGGAGGCUCAGCUCAUCUCCCGACACAGGCACGAGCCCCAGCCCUCCACGUAGCGGAGCCAGCGCGGCCUGACGGAAUUUGGUUGUUGCCCUCCUGCCGUGCUGGGACAGAGGCUGGGCUCCUGCUGCUGCUGCUCCUGGAGGAGAGGGCCCAGCAUUCCCAGGAAUCCCAG
Molecule: messenger RNA, 1358 nt
Organism: Ficedula albicollis (Collared flycatcher)
Lineage: Eukaryota; Metazoa; Chordata; Aves; Passeriformes; Muscicapidae
Gene: SOCS7
Product: suppressor of cytokine signaling 7
Exons: 9
Coding region: 1-1239 (412 amino acids)
Biological process (GO): phosphatidylinositol phosphate biosynthetic process; intracellular signal transduction
Cellular component (GO): phosphatidylinositol 3-kinase complex
Molecular function (GO): 1-phosphatidylinositol-3-kinase regulator activity
Source: RefSeq, a predicted model, not a curated record